AUGUUGCGAGAACACUCAGGCAGCCUGUGGAGAGGUCCAGGGAGAGGUCCCUACGGUGAAGAACUGAGGGCCCCUGUGAGCGAGCUUGAUGACGGCGCCCUGCUUACUGUGCCCCACAGGUCCCGGCCGACCCGGGAAGCGCUUUCAUGGUGCUGCUUUGUAAUCCUUUUGGUGGUCCCAGGGCUACUGCUACCCAUGCCUUCUGAUGCCUGUGACCCUCCGCAUUAUAUCACUAUGAGGCCAACCAUUUUUAAAGAUAAUUAUAGUCCUGGGGAAACAAUCGACUUUCAGUGUCGCCCAGGAUACAAGUGUAUUGUACCUUAUCUUCCCAUGUCUUCUGUUUGUAACCCUGAUAACACAUGGACACCUCUCCAGGAAGCUUGUACAAAAAAAUCAUGUCCACAUCCAGGAGAUCCCAUAAAUGACCAUGUAAUCAGCGUAAAUGGAAGUUUCCUCUUUGGAUCACAAGUUCACUAUGCUUGUAAUGAGGGUUAUCGAUUACUUGGACUAAAAGUUCUUUAUUGUGAACUUUCUAAUAUGGACAAUAAUGCAGUGACGUGGAGUGAUAAUCCCCCCCCCCCAUGUAAUAAGAUAUUGUGUCCACCACCUGGAGAAAUAGCAAAUGGGAAAUAUAGCAUUAGCAAGGAGGAAUAUGAAUAUAAUGAAGUGGUAACUUACAAAUGUGAUCAGUCAACUGGACCAGAUCCAUAUUCACUUAUUGGAGAGAACAGACUUGUUUGUACUGGGAAUGGCGACGGGAGUAGUAGCCCUCCUGUGUGUAAAGUGGUCAAAUGUCCACAUCCUGAGCCCCUCAGUGGAAAGCUGGUAUCAGGCUUUGGAACGAAAUACUACGACAAGGCAACAGUUCUGUUUUCGUGCUUCCCAGGUUACACCGAUAAUGGAACCAACAUAGUCGUCUGUGGCAGUGAGGGUACUUGGGAGCCAGCAGCCCCAAUGUGUUAUAAAGGAGCUCCCCCUAAUACACCACCCACAGACAGGAAUACUCUAGGCGAAGGACUCAUUGCUCUGAUUGUGAUUGCUGUCCUUGCUGCCGUUGCAUUAAUUUGCUUCGCCUUGUUCAUAUGUUAUCGACACACGAAGAAAGGGAAAACUGAAGUUAGUGCCACAUACACUUACCAGGAUAAAUCAGCUUCUCUGGCAGAGUAAACACAGUAG
This is a messenger RNA of Suricata suricatta (meerkat), 1176 nucleotides long. Its product is annotated as membrane cofactor protein-like. Gene Ontology annotation, biological process: negative regulation of complement activation, classical pathway. The record is from RefSeq and is a predicted model, not a curated record. Lineage: Eukaryota; Metazoa; Chordata; Mammalia; Carnivora; Herpestidae.